AUGCCACGGGUACUAGUCAAUGGCGGAACCUUGGAAAUACUGAUCAGAGUUGGAAGUCGAUCUGGCGCACCCAGAGAUUUGAAUGCGGGGUUCAGAACUCUGCUCCGACUCGCAGGCAUCGGUCUCCAUGGCCAAACCGACUUGUUGGGUACAACUCAAACAGUGACUCGGUUAGAGCACUCCAUAGGCGCAUCGCUGUUAGUGCGCAAAGUCGGUGCUAGCGUUGGAGAGCAAGUUGCGGGUCUUCUGCACGAUAUAAGCCACACAGUGCUCAGCCAUGACGUCGAUGGGGUCUUGUCAAAGCCAGGGGAGAGCUAUCAUGAGGUCCACAAGUCGCGGUAUAUCAUGACCACUGAGCUGCCACAGAUCCUUACCAAGCAUGGCUUCGUUGAUCUAAAACCGUUCGAUGAGGAGCUCUACCCUCUGGUGGAGAUGCCUGCUCCUCAUCUCUGUUCUGAUCGUCUCGAUUACUCUCUACGAGGUGCAGUCGCGUUCGGCAAACUUGCGAUAGAGGAUGCACGCCGUGUGUAUGACUCAUUCACAGCGUUCCCGGACGCGUCUUCACCACGUCGCUUGCUGGUCCUUCAAGAAGUUGAUUUGGCCAUGGCUUAUGCUAGGGCCUAUGCCGAAUGCGAUAGGGACGUGUGGUGCAACCCGGCUCAUGCCGUCAUGUCCCGGAAGAUAGGUCAGUUGAUUGGCGACCUAGUGCAACGAGGAUUGCUGAAGGAAGAGGUUCUAUGGAGUCUAUCGGAUCGCGAAUUCUGGGAGCUCCUCAAAAGUAAAGUUGACGCUAAAGGAUUGGAGACGAUGGAACACAUCGAAGCAGGGCCGCAUGCGGAAGAUUACCUACGUCUACCUCGUGGCACCAAGAUUCGCACAAUCGAUCCUGAUAUGCUCCUCCCCGGUGCCGAGCAGCCUUAUCCACUGUCUUCUACACUUACUCCCUUCAUACCCCCAAUUAUACAGAAUCCCACCAUGUCUGAAGCUCUGACGAAUACCGACCUUCAGGGUGCCCUCCCUCUUAUCGCCCGAGGAAAGGUUCGCGACCUGUACGAUGUCGACGAGAAGACCCUCCUCUUCGUCGCGACGGACCGCAUCUCCGCGUACGAUGUGAUCAUGGAGAAUGGAAUCCCCGAAAAAGGCAUCCUCCUGACCCUGUGCACGAAAACCUGGUUCAAGAUCCUCUCCGAUGCCAUUCCCUCUCUCCGCACCCACUUCCUCACCCUCGACCUCCCGCCUCAAAUCCCCGAGUCGCUGCGUCCCGUCCUCCAGAACAGAAGCAUGCAGGUGCACAAGCUGAAGAUCCUCCCCAUUGAGGCCAUCGUGCGCGGUUACAUCACCGGGUCCGCCUGGAACGAGUACAAGAAAACGGGCACGGUGCACGGCAUCAAGGUCGCCGAGGGUCUGCGCGAGAGCGAGGCCUUCCCCGGCGCCGUUGCUAUUGUCGGUGAACCCUAUGCCUCUAAGAUCGCCUCUCUCGCUAUUCAGCUGUACAAGGUCGCUCACGAGUACGCCCUUACUCGCGGCGUGAUCAUCGCUGACACGAAGUUCGAGUUCGGUCUGGAUCCUGAGACCGACGAGGUUGUGCUGGCCGAUGAGGUCCUCACCCCUGAUUCAUCGCGUUUCUGGCCUAAGGACUCCUACGAGAUUGGUCGUGGACAGCAGAGCUUCGAUAAGCAGUUCUUGCGUGACUGGUUGACGAGCCAGGGACUGAAGGGCAAGCCGGGUGUACGCAUGACCGACGAGAUUGCACAGAAGACUAGCGCGAAGUACCGUGAGGCAUGGGAGCGGAUCACUGGUGGUAACUGA
Molecule: messenger RNA, 1809 nt
Organism: Aspergillus nomiae NRRL 13137
Lineage: Eukaryota; Fungi; Ascomycota; Eurotiomycetes; Eurotiales; Aspergillaceae
Product: phosphoribosylaminoimidazolesuccinocarboxamide synthase
Exons: 5
Coding region: 1-1809 (602 amino acids)
Biological process (GO): 'de novo' IMP biosynthetic process
Cellular component (GO): cytoplasm
Molecular function (GO): phosphoribosylaminoimidazolesuccinocarboxamide synthase activity
Source: RefSeq, a predicted model, not a curated record